UUAAGUCUUUGCGGUGCGCAUGCGCAGUAACCUCACGCACCGGUCAUCAUGGCGGCUUACAGGAUAAAGCCAACCUUUCAAAGGGUUUUACACGCCGUAAAGCACGCCUCUCUGCGGCCCACGUGCUGGCUCAUAAGCUGCCAUGCCUACUACUCCACUGUGUAUGACCCCAGCGAGAAGACCUUUGAUAAGAUCCUCAUUGCAAACAGAGGAGAGAUCGCCUGCAGGGUGAUUAAAACCUGUAAGAAGAUGGGGAUCAGGACAGUCGCUGUGCACAGUGACGUAGACUCGAGCGCGGUUCACGUGAAGAUGGCAGACGAGGCCGUGUGUGUAGGCCCAGCCCCGACCAAUAAGAGCUACCUCAACAUGGACGCCAUCAUGGACGCCGUCCGAAACACAGGAGCUCAAGCUGUCCACCCAGGCUACGGCUUCCUCUCUGAGAAUAAAGAGUUUGCUCGGAGGCUGGCAUCAGUGGGGGUCGCCUUCAUCGGUCCUGACACGCACGCCAUCCAGGCCAUGGGGGACAAGAUCGAGAGCAAACUCAUCGCCAAGGCGGCCAAAGUCAACACCAUUCCCGGCUUCGAUGGAGUCGUGAAGAAUGCAGAGGAGGCUGUGAAGAUUGCGCAGGAAAUCGGUUACCCAGUCAUGAUCAAAGCGUCUGCUGGUGGUGGAGGUAAAGGGAUGAGGAUCGCCUGGAACGAUGAGGAGACCAGGGAAGGCUUUCGUUUUUCCUCCCAAGAGGCUGCGUCCAGUUUCGGGGACGAUCGACUCCUUAUUGAGAAGUACAUCGAUAACCCCAGACACAUCGAGAUCCAGGUCUUGGCUGAUAAGCAUGGAAAUGCUCUUUGGCUGAACGAGAGAGAGUGCUCCAUCCAGAGACGCAACCAGAAAGUGGUGGAGGAGGCACCCAGCACAUUUCUGGACCCAGCCACUCGGCGUGCUAUGGGAGAGCAGGCUGUGACUCUGGCUAAAGCUGUAAAAUACUCCUCGGCAGGCACUGUUGAAUUCCUGGUCGACUCCACGAAGAACUUCUACUUCCUAGAGAUGAACACACGCCUCCAGGUGGAGCACCCAAUCACUGAGUGCAUCACAGGGUUGGACCUGGUGCAACAGAUGAUCCGAGUUGCUAAGGGUUAUGAGCUCAAACACAAACAAGAAGACAUCCCUAUUAAUGGCUGGGCCAUCGAGAGCAGAGUCUAUGCUGAGGAUCCCUACAAAUCAUUUGGUCUUCCCUCCAUCGGUCGACUCUCUCAGUACGAGGAACCAGUAAACCUCGCUGGUGUGCGUGUAGACAGCGGCAUUCAAGAAGGAAGUGACAUCAGCAUCUACUACGACCCCAUGAUCUCCAAAUUAGUCACUUAUGGAGCCACAAGAGCUGAGGCACUGAAGAAAAUGGAGGAUGCACUUGAUAACUACGUCAUCAGAGGUGUGACCCAUAACAUUCCGCUCCUGCGGGAGAUCAUCGUUCACCCGCGUUUUAUCUCGGGUGACAUCAGCACCAACUUCCUGCCAGAGGUUUACCCCGACGGGUUCAAAGGUCACCCAUUGACGGCCGGUGAGCAGCGCGAGCUCCUGGCUGCAGCCUCUGCUCUCUACGUAGCCACACAGCUCCGCUCACAAAGGUUCCUGGGACAGCAGAGAGUCUCUAACACCAGUCAGGACAGGAAGAGCUGGGAGUUGUGUGUGGAGUUGGACACAGGAGCUCACGUGUUGUUUGUAACCCGCUCUGGAACCAACUACACAGUGGAGAUUGAUGGAGAGAAAGUGGAUGUAUCUGGAGAGUGGAAUCUGGCCUCUGUACUCCUGCCCCUCACCAUUAAUGGCAACCACAGAGUUCUGCAGUGUUUAUCACGUAACGCUGCAGGGGAGAUCACGCUGCAGUAUCUGGGCACUUCGUUUAAGCUGCGUGUGUUGAGUAAGCUGGCAGCGUCCCUCAGUAAGCACAUGCCUGAGAAGGUUCCAGAAGACUCCAGCAGCAUCCUGAGAUCUCCGAUGCCUGGGACCGUCGUGGCCGUUUCCGUCAAAGCCGGAGAUACGGUCGCAGAGGGGCAGGAGAUCUGUGUGAUUGAAGCGAUGAAGAUGCAGAACAGCAUGACCGCUGCCAAAACCGCCAAGGUUAAGAGUGUACACUGUAAAGCUGGGGAGACGGUUGGUGAGGGAGAUCUGCUGGUGGAGCUGGAGUAAACACGCACUUGCACUCUGCUGUCCGACCCAAUAUUCACUCCGUGGACACACAGACUAAAACACGACUAGUCCGGAGCGAUCAUCCUCAAACCUUUAGUCUUUGUCUCGUCUUUGUUUUUCUCUGGUGGUGUGAUUUAUAUUGUAGCAUCUAUGUGGGAUUUCCUGGUCAGAUAUCAAGAAAGAAAAUUCAAAAGAAAGACCACUCCUGUGCCUUUAAGCAAACAGAUUCACUGAGGGUAAUUCACGUCACGGCGACAUCACAGACAUUUCAUUACUGUGUCAUGCAAGAGCUUGAAUACAAGUAUUUACUUCUUUAUAAGGUGGUGCUACACGCUCCUGCAGGCCUGAUUUUGCUGAGUGACUGUGUCAGUAUAGGCGGAGUUUAAGGGAGGGAGGGCUGAGUAAUGCUAGGACGGUUCCGGUCAUGAAGCGAAAUGGCUCCGCCCCUUUUUGACCACGAAUGCCUGUCACUCAGCAAAACCAGGACAUGCAUGAACUCUGUGUGCGUUAUCUAUACUCGCAUUUAAUUUAAGUAUAACAUUUUACCUUCCUUUUGAAUGAUUUCCUCUUCUUUUUUGUUAUUUUUUGGGGGGGAUUACGGUUAGAUCGAUUUUGGGAUGUCCCCAAAUAUUGAAAGGACCAGAAAAACUCUAAAAACCAACUGACAGUGCGUGUUUUCCUGAAACAGGACACUUGAUCAAACCGCACCAGAGCUCGAGAAGCUUUCUGCAGUUAUCACAGAUAUACACGAUACACCAUGGAACCAUGCUCUAAAUGUAGAUGUUUAUAAAAAAAAAUAAUAAAUCAACCUUUGUUCUAAGAAAA
Messenger RNA from Ictalurus punctatus (channel catfish), 3009 nucleotides. RefSeq names its product propionyl-CoA carboxylase subunit alpha (gene pcca). Bases 49 to 2184 code for a protein of 711 amino acids. The transcript has 23 exons. Lineage: Eukaryota; Metazoa; Chordata; Actinopteri; Siluriformes; Ictaluridae. Gene Ontology annotation, molecular function: metal ion binding; propionyl-CoA carboxylase activity; ATP binding. Gene Ontology annotation, cellular component: mitochondrion. The record is from RefSeq and is a predicted model, not a curated record.